Molecule: messenger RNA, 4075 nt
Organism: Eucalyptus grandis
Lineage: Eukaryota; Viridiplantae; Streptophyta; Magnoliopsida; Myrtales; Myrtaceae
Product: protein TOPLESS-RELATED PROTEIN 2
Exons: 25
Coding region: 573-3881 (1102 amino acids)
Biological process (GO): regulation of DNA-templated transcription
Molecular function (GO): protein binding
Source: RefSeq, a predicted model, not a curated record
GCUACUCCUCCUUUCCGUGUAUUGCGUGCGCUCGAUUUCUCUGGAUUUCCUCCCCUGCCUCGAUUAUCUGACGACUUAUUGCGGCAGCUUCUCCGAUUCUGUCUUCUUAUUUCCCGUCUCUUAUUUGCUUCUUUAUUUCUUCUCUUUCGUGGGGUUGGGGGUCAGCAUUAUAAAAAUAAGAAAAAAAAAAAGAAAAAAAAAAGGGGGCUUUCUCGGUUUUUCUUUUCUGGGUUCUAGCUUUUGUUCGCUAUUCGCACGCUCCUUAGUCCCCCGCUUCAAAUGCAUUUCCGCAUGCUUUUCGAUGAUUCCUAGUGCUGAAUGCUGAAUGCAUGUGUAAUUGAUGCUGAAUACUCGUCUGAGAAUUUGAUUGCAGGCCAUGUACAUAAUUACUAUGACGGCUCGUGUUUUCUCUAUCUGUCGUGCCCGAUCUCACUGGAAUUUUUCUUCUUCUUUUUUCCGGGUUGGGUACCUCUGGUAAUGAAGAUGCUUCUCGCUUGCCUGGAUUGAUCAUUUGGGUGCUUUAACACGACACCAGAUCUUUUGCGCUGGAGCGAUUAGGAGUACCAGGGACAAUGUCGUCCUUGAGUAGGGAAUUGGUGUUUUUAAUCUUGCAAUUCCUGGAUGAGGAGAAGUUCAAGGAAACUGUCCAUAAGCUAGAGCAAGAGUCCGGAUUUUUCUUUAACAUGAAGCACUUUGAAGACCAAGUCCAGGCAGGUGAGUGGGACGAAGUUGAGCGCUACCUGUCUGGGUUUACAAAGGUUGAAGACAACCGUUACUCCAUGAAGAUCUUCUUUGAAAUCAGGAAGCAAAAAUAUUUGGAAGCUCUUGAUAGGCAGGAUCGAGCCAAGGCUGUUGAGAUUCUUGUCAAGGACCUAAAGGUUUUUGCUUCUUUUAAUGAAGAUUUGUUCAAGGAGAUCACUCAGUUGCUUACUUUAGAUAACUUCAGGCAAAAUGAGCAGCUGUCAAAGUAUGGAGACACCAAAUCGGCGCGGAAUAUUAUGCUUAUAGAACUUAAAAAGCUUAUUGAGGCAAAUCCUCUAUUUCGUGACAAACUUACCUUUCCCGCCUUCAAAAGUUCAAGGCUUAGGACCCUGAUAAAUCAGAGACCUCCUCCUCCUACCAAUAGCCCUCUGGUGGGACCAAUUCCCAAGGCUGGAGCUUUCCCACCCAUAGGUGCUCAUAGCCCAUUUCAGCCUGUUGUCUCCCCAUCUCCUGGUGCUAUAGCUGGGUGGAUGUCGGGUGCUAAUCCUUCUAUUCCUCAUCAUCCGGUAGCAGCUGUCCCCCCUGGUCUCGUGCAGCCUUCUGGUCCAGCUGCAUUCUUAAAACACCCAAGAACCCCCACUGGUGUGGCGGGUAUGGAUUAUCAGUCGGCAGAAUCGGAGCACUUGAUGAAGCGCAUCAGAACAGGCCAGUCGGAUGAGGCAUCCUUUUCAGGGGUGACGCAUACUCCAAAUGUGUACUCACAAGACGACCUCCCCAAGAAUGUCAUGCGGGCCCUCAAUCAAGGAUCUAAUGUCAUGAGCAUGGACUUCCAUCCACAGCAACAGACCAUACUCCUAGUUGGGACAAAUGUUGGCGAAAUCAGCCUUUGGGAAGUCGGGACACGGGAAAGGUUGGCACAUAAGCCGUUCAAGGUUUGGGAUCUAGCAGCUUCGACAUCUUUGCAGACAGCAUUGUUGAAUGAUGCUGCAAUAUCAGUGAACAGGUGUGUUUGGGGGUCAGAUGGACUGAUUCUAGGCGUUGCCUUUUCUAAGCAUAUUGUUCAGAUAUACACUUACAAUCCAAAUGGAGAACUAAGACAACACUUGGAAGUUGAUGCUCACAGCGGUGGUGUAAAUGACAUUGCAUUUGCUCAUCCCAACAAGCAGUUGUGCAUUGUGACCUGCGGUGAUGAUAAGACAAUUAAGGUAUGGGAUGCUGUAAGUGGACGCAAGCAGUACACAUUCGAAGGGCAUGAAGCUCCAGUAUAUUCAGUCUGCCCACAUUACAAGGAAAAUAUUCAGUUUAUUUUCUCCACUGCCAUUGAUGGGAAGAUAAAAGCUUGGCUGUAUGAUUGCCUGGGAUCUAGAGUGGACUAUGAUGCUCCCGGUCGGUGGUGCACCAUGAUGGCUUAUAGUGCGGAUGGAACAAGGCUGUUUUCAUGUGGAACCAGUAAAGAGGGUGAAUCCCAUUUGGUUGAGUGGAAUGAGACCGAGGGUGCUAUCAAGAGGACAUAUACAGGUUUCAGGAAGCGAUCAUUAGGUGUUGUCCAGUUUGACACAACGAGGAAUCGUUUCCUAGCUGCUGGAGAUGAAUUUCAAAUUAAAUUCUGGGACAUGGAUAAUCCCAACAUGUUGACGGCUGUUGAUGCAGAUGGCGGGUUGCCUGCGAGCCCAAGACUUAGAUUUAAUAAGGAGGGUUCUUUGUUAGCUGUCACAACUAGUGAAAAUGGCAUCAAAAUUUUGGGUAAUACAGAUGGUAUCCGCUUGAUACGGAUGGUUGAGAGCAGGGCUUUUGAGAAAAAUCGAGCCCCUCCUGAUAAUUCUAAGUCCUUGGUUAUAAAUACUCUCGGUCCUGCGGGUGGUGUCUCUGCUGCAAUGGCUUCAACUCCUGAACGACCUGACAGAACCCUGCCUGUUGUAUCUAUCAACAAUAUGGGAACGAUGGAUAGCAGCAGGCUCGUUGACGUGAAACCUCGAAUUUCUGAUGAUGUGGACAAGAUCAAAAGUUGGAAAAUUCCAGAUGUAGUAGAUCCAUCUCAAUUGAAAGCUGCGCGAUUGCCUGACUCAGUAUCCACGGGAAAGGUCGUACGCCUUAUCUACACCAACUCUGGUCUAGCUGUGCUGGCUCUUGGCUCCAAUGCUGUUCAUAAGCUUUGGAAAUGGCAGCGUAGCGAAAGGAAUCCUUCUGGGAAGGCUACUGCCCAUGUCAUCCCACAGCUAUGGCAGCCUCCCAGUGGGACUCUCAUGACAAAUGACGUUAGUGACAGUAAACCAGCAGAAGAUUCUGCUGCAUGCAUUGCUUUAUCUAAAAAUGAUUCUUACGUAAUGUCUGCGUCUGGUGGGAAGAUUUCUUUGUUCAACAUGAUGACAUUUAAGGUCAUGACAACAUUUAUGCCACCUCCUCCUGCAGCCACCUUUUUGGCAUUUCAUCCACAAGAUAAUAAUAUAAUUGCAAUAGGCAUGGAGGAUUCCACCAUCCAAAUCUACAAUGUCAGGGUAGAUGAGGUCAAAACCAAACUCAAGGGACAUCAGAAUCGGAUAACAGGGCUUGCAUUUUCUCAAAAUUUGAAUGCACUGGUCUCUUCAGGAGCUGAUGCACAGUUAUGUCUGUGGAGCAUUGAUGGAUGGGAAAAGAAGAAAAGUAGGCCCCUACAAGCAUCCCCUGGUCAUCAAUCCCCACUUGUUGGAGAUACGAAAGUCCAGUUUCAUAAUGAUCAAUUACAUCUGCUGGUUGUCCAUGAAAACAUAAUAGCUGUUUAUGACAGCAAGCUUGAAUGUUCACGAUCGUGGUCUCCAAAAGAAAGUCUCAGUGCUCCCAUUUCGAGUGCGAUAUAUUCCUGUGACGGUUUGCUGGUGUACACUGCAUUUUGUGAUGGCGCUAUUGGAGUUUUUGAUGCGGACGGCUUAAGAUUGAGGUGUCGAAUUGCCCCUUCUGCAUACAUAAGUGGUGUUUCUGUCGGCGGUGCUCCUGCCUAUCCAUUAGUUAUUGCUGCUCAUCCAUCAGAGGCAAAUCAGAUUGCACUGGGCAUGAGUGAUGGCGCGGUUCACGUGGUCGAGCCAUCUGAAGUCGAAGCGAAGUGGAUUGGGGGAGGCACGUCCUCGCAGGACAAUGGAUCGCUUCCCUCAAAUUCAUCGAACCAUUCACUUAGUGGACAACCAUCGGAGAUUCCUUCGAGGUGAUCCAUAGACGAGCAAGUGUUUAGGAAAGUGUAUUUAGGGAACUAUCGUUAUGGGAUUAUUAGAGAAGCAGCUGAAAUUUUUUUGGGCCUAUUUUAAUGAUGUUCAGGUAAUCAUAACGCGUUAUAUAUGUAUUCAUUGUAAAUCUUUUUAGCAUGUUUCAUAAUUAUUCUUACAAGGGAUCCCGUUUCAAGUUA